Messenger RNA from Scomber japonicus (chub mackerel), 803 nucleotides. RefSeq names its product urokinase plasminogen activator surface receptor-like. NCBI's taxonomy places the organism in Eukaryota, Metazoa, Chordata, Actinopteri, Scombriformes, Scombridae. The transcript has 5 exons. The coding region runs from base 4 to 633 and encodes 209 amino acids. The record is from RefSeq and is a predicted model, not a curated record.
UCCAUGAUGAAGCUGAUUCUGUCUCUCACUCUCAUCUGGACUCUCUCCAGCACAGCUGAAGCUCUUAAGUGUUGGCAGGGUUUAAUGGGAAUGGAUGAGUUACGUCCAUGUGCCUCUACUACUGAGUGGUGUGUCACUGUUGCCUCACAAGUAACUGUGAAUGGGAAUCUCCAUCAGUUCACCACCAAGUCCUGUGUGCCACUCUCUCCUAACAUUGAAGGAAAGCAUACGUUUUCAUUAAAUCUUGGUUUUUUGUCUGCAUCUGUGUGUAACACAGAUGGCUGCAACAGUGAAGACAAACCGUACCCUAAUGAUCUGAAGAAAAACAACCUGCAGUGUUUCACCUGUGAAGAUUCAUCUUCUGCUGAGUGUAAGAAGAAGACAGUACAGUGUGUGGGAGACGAGGACCGCUGCAUUAGUGGGACUGCGGAAAGUAUGGGUGUAAAAGGUCAUACCUUUGGAUGUGUCUCUGGAGAUCUUUGUGAAGAUCUUUAUGACUUGCAGUUCCUGCCUGGUGGCAACUUUACUCAACCACCAAAAUGUUGUAAAGGCAGCUUCUGUAACUCAUCCUGGUCCGUCAAACUGAAUGUGAUGACUUUGCUGUUUGGUCUCAUUGCCCUUAUCUGCUAUUAGAACAAAGAGAAACUAACAGAAUAGCCCAAGUGUAGUGUGUGAAUAAGCCAAAUACAUCUAUUACCUUCUCAUUCAUUUACACAGUGAGAUGUCUUCAACAGUUUGAAUGUUUUAGCUUGGUGAAUAAUUAUUUUAACCAUAACUGCAGCAUCCCAGUAAAAUAAAGUUAG